This is a messenger RNA of Polistes dominula (European paper wasp), 4279 nucleotides long. It is a transcript of the gene hop, whose product is annotated as tyrosine-protein kinase hopscotch. Gene Ontology annotation, cellular component: cytosol; cytoskeleton. Gene Ontology annotation, molecular function: cytokine receptor binding; ATP binding; non-membrane spanning protein tyrosine kinase activity. NCBI's taxonomy places the organism in Eukaryota, Metazoa, Arthropoda, Insecta, Hymenoptera, Vespidae. The record is from RefSeq and is a predicted model, not a curated record. Gene Ontology annotation, biological process: cell surface receptor signaling pathway via JAK-STAT; cell differentiation; protein phosphorylation.
AGUUAAUAUAUAUUACAAUACAGAAGUAAAUUUAUAGUCAAUCACGGCGUUGUCCACUUCAAUCAAAACUUCUUCCAAUAUUUUCAAUAAAUAAUAAUUUUAAUUUUUAAUUAUUCAUUGAUAUGGAUAUAAAUAAUAUAUAUAGAAUAAACUCGUGUAUAUGAAACAAUAUAAAAAAGAAAAAUAGAAGAAAAAACAAACAGAAAGUACAGUCACGUACAUAACGUAAACAAAGUGCAAAAUUGUUUAUUAUGAACAGUUUUUAAUUGUGUCAUUUUGCAAGGAAUAAUAAUGUUCCUUGAAAAUAAUAAUGCCUUUGUUAAAUAUAUAUUUAAGGUUACUUUGAUUUACUUAAUCACAUGAAGCUUAUACACAAAAAUUUUUAAUCUGUUAACUUAUAUCACUCUGUUGACGUUUAAUUUUAUCUAAAGAAACAAUCAUAAAUAAAAAUAUAUGUAAAAAUGACUAGUUAGAAAAUGAUAUAAUUGUAAAAUAAAAUUGUAAAUAUAAAUAACAUAAUGGAUAGAAUUGCAAUAAUUAAUGUGGUAACUGAUGAGAAAGAACUGAAUGUUUCAUAUAACGUAGGAUGGUCAAUUGAAGAUCUUUGCACACAGAUUUGCAAAAUAUUUGGGAUAGGUCCUGUGGCAAGGCAUCUUUUUGCAUUAAGGAAUCACUCUAACAAACUUUGGUAUCCAGCUAAUCACAAAUUAGAAAACAGAGAGAAGAAAAAGUUUGAUUUUCGUUUAAGAUUUAAACCAGCCAGUUUACAGACAUUAAAGCGCAUAGAUGAAAAAGCUUAUGAUUAUUAUUUUCUACAAGCUCGUUGCGAUGUUUUGGAAAACAAAGUACCAGAUAUUGUUUACGAAAGGCACAAACGUGAAUUGAUUGGAUUAGGUGUUAGUGAUAUGUAUAGAGUAAUGCUUGAAAAAGGUAUACCGAGAGAAAUAGUUGAAUCAGAGUACAAGAAAUAUAUUCCAAAGGAAUGUAUUAAACGUCAUGCUUUUUUUAUAAAGAAACCUAUACAUAAUGCACUUGGACGUAUUUCUGGACAUGAUGCAUCUUAUGUAAAAGAACAGUACCUGAAACAAUUUGAAUGUAUGGCACCAAAUUAUCCAUAUGAGGAAUAUAAAGCUUUAAUGGAUAAAGGUGUUCCAAGCCCUGCAGCUAAAAUAGUACUUAGGGUAAAUUUUGAAGAAGUAAAAUAUUGCGAAACGGAAUCUGGCGUUUGGAAUCAACUUUGUGCAAUAGAAGAUCUUUGUUUUAUUUCUAUAAGACAAGACAAUACUGUAGAAGUAUCUAGAAAAAAUGGAAUACCAUCAUAUUUAAAAUUUACAGCAAGUAAUCUUCUCAUGUCAUUUGUCUCUGCUUUGGAUGGUUACUAUCGUUUAGCUAUUAAAUGGACUUUUAAUCUGUGUAGAGAUAUUACUACACCAAGUUUAGAGAGACUACAUAAGCUGAGAUGUCAUGGACCAGUUGGAAAGGAAUUUGCAUAUGGAAAAAUUGAAGAAAAACGUGCCAAUCGUCCAGGAUCUUACAUAAUUCGUGAAAGUGAAACGGAGUAUAAUGUUUAUUAUAUCGAUUACUGUGGCAAAGAUGGAAAUAUAACGUCACAAAGGAUAGAAGAUAGAGUUAAUACAUUUGUAAUACCAAACAGUAUACAAACAUUUAAAUCCUUAGGACAUUUUAUCUCUUCAUGUCAAGAUUCCGAAAGUCUACCACAUCUUUUAGAAUGUUUACCACCCUCUGAAUAUGACAAAUCACCAUUAUUAAUUUGUGCACUAGAAAAAAUAGGAGGCGAAGUUACUGCCGAUGAAGAAAUCAUUGCAUCUCUUUUAGAACAGGGACCUCGUUGUGUUCCUCGUAAUCAAUUGAAAAUUUAUAAAACUUUAUACCACUCAAAAAGCAAUGAUUCUUUAAAUAUACCAUUUUUAAGUAAACCAUCACCCACGAUAUUACAUUUGGCAAUGUGGCAUGUUUCAAAAGGCAAAAAGUUGGAAAUUGCAAUUAAAAUGCUCAAAGAUGAGGAAUCACGUUCCACUAAAGAAUUUUUAGAAUUAGCUGGCAAAUGGAGUCAAUUAAGAUCAAGUGCUUUAGUAAGACUAUAUGGUUUAACUGUAACACCAACAAUCGGAAUGUUAUUAGAAUUAGUAGGAGCUGGACCAUUAGAUGCAUAUUUAAGUAACCCUUCUUCACCAUCUGUAAAAACAGUUGAUAUGGUGGAAGCAGCUGCAUGCUUAGCAACAGCAUUAUGGCAUUUGGAGGAAAAUGGUGUUGUUCAUGGAAACAUUAGAUGUAAAAAACUUCUUGUUCAUGCACACACAGCUAAUAGUUUUAUAGUUAAAUUAACCGAUCCUGGUCUCUUUACUUAUACAGAUAAGGAUAUACAUUGGAUACCACCCGAGCUUUAUUCAAAUCUAGAAAUUGCAAAAUCUAGUUUCCAGACAGAUAUAUGGGCUGUAAGCACAACAAUUUGGCAAAUUUUUUCAAAAGGACUAGAUCCUUCCAAAAAUCAUAAUGUGAAUGCCGUUAAAAAGGAUUAUGAAAGUGGUAAACGUUUGCUUAUGCCAGCAUCCUGUCCAGCAGAAGUUUAUAAAUUAAUGAUAGAUUGUUGGGGUGAACCUAAUGGUAUAAGAAAACAACCUCAAGCAAUAAUGCGUGAUAUUAAUCAAAUUCUCUAUCAAUCAUUUAAUUCAAGAAGAAAGCACGCAUAUGCAACUGCGUUUCCUAAAUUAUUUCAUGAUUCGGAUCUUAUACAUGAAGAAGAUUCUUCUGAUACACCAGACGAUAAAUCAAUAAAUUCUGGAUCACAUGCGAGUAGUCUUAUUACUGAUAAAACUAGUUUACCUUGGGAUGAUGAUGACAAUAUAAAAGAAUUAAUUAACAUUAAUGAAAGUUGCACCAGUAGUGCUGAAAAACUUACAAAUUAUUUAAGCUUUGGAAAUGAUAAAGCUAGAGAUACAAACAGCUGUAAUGAUCAAACGAUGGCAGGUGUUAUUAAUUGUUCAGAUCACACAACACAUGCUUUUCAUGAUAUUAGUCAUGGCAGUAGUAUUGGUGAUGUUAGUAUAGUUAAUAAUAAUUGUAGUAGUCUAAACGAUCUUUCUGGAAUGCCACCUGCUUUGGAAUUUAAUGAGAAUACUGUUGUUGUUAUACAAGGCCGAAUAGGUCAAGGAUUUUAUGGUGAAGUUUAUAAAGGUAUGCUGGACAAAAAAAAAGAUACAGAACCAGAAAUAGUGGCUGUAAAAAGGUUAAAAAGUCAUACUUUAGAAGCCAAUGUGCAUGAUUUUCAAAGGGAGAUAUCUAUUAUGAAGACUUUAAAACAUCCAAAUGUCGUAGCAAUUUUGGGCGUUAUAACAGAACCUGAAUUAUAUUUAAUAAUGGAAUAUGUAAAACAUGGAUCACUUCAAAGUUAUUUGACUUUACAUGGACAAAAUAUUUCUCAUGGAAAAUUGCUUGGUUUUGCCUUAGACAUUGCCACUGGCAUGGAUUAUCUUGGGCAAAAAAAAAUUGUUCAUAGAGAUCUUGCCGCAAGAAAUAUAUUAGUUGCAGAUGAGAGUAGAGUAAAAAUUAGUGACUUUGGUUUGGCUCAAGUAACUGGAAAUAAUGAUUAUUACAUACUUCAAACUAUUAGAGAUCUUCCAAUAAAAUGGUAUGCCCCAGAAAGUUUAAGAGAUGGCAAAUUUUCAGCACGUUCAGAUGUUUGGUCCUUCGGAGUAACAAUGUAUGAAAUAUUUGGCUUAGGUGAAGAUCCAAAGUUACCAGCUAUUGGUUUAGAUACAAGUGCAAAUGAAAUCAAUGGUAUAAAAACAGUUUUAGAAGAUGGAGCUGCUGAAUUAUUAGCAGCUCUUGAAAGAGGUAGUAGGCUUCCUUGUCCGCCAAAUUGUCCACAACAUAUUUAUGUUAAACUUAUAUAUCCGUGUUGGAAUUUGCAAAGUCACAAAAGACCGAAUUUUGCAUCUCUUUGUAAAAAUAUAAGAGAAUUUCUUAACUAUUAUUAAAGUAUAUUUAAGGAAAUAGUUUUAAAUAAUAAUGUUCCUUAAGGAAUAAAUAUCUAGUCGACGAUUUUUGUCGCGACGUGUUAUGUAUUACAAAUAUAUUCAAUAUUUUGUUUUAAAAAUGUUUCAAUGUCCACGUUAUAUCCUUCCCCAAUUUAUAAGUCAUAAGCAUUACUUAUCUACAGUGGGUGAUUGAUUUAACAAACAGAUUGGACAAAGAACAAAAUUUUGAUCAUUUUAAACAAAAUUUUUUUAUGUAUAUUAACCGACCACCAAUUGUAUUA